Saccostrea echinata is the source of this 448-nucleotide messenger RNA. RefSeq lists its product as uncharacterized. The transcript is spliced from 3 exons. The record is from RefSeq and is a predicted model, not a curated record. NCBI's taxonomy places the organism in Eukaryota, Metazoa, Mollusca, Bivalvia, Ostreida, Ostreidae. The coding region runs from base 23 to 385 and encodes 120 amino acids.
UAAUAAAGAACUCUUCACAGUCAUGGAGGUCUCAGCAUGGUUUCUGAUGCUAGGAAUAUUUUGUCCUAUCGUCCAUUCUUCUUUUGACUCAGACAUGGAAAAAGUUUUACCAACAUGCACCAUUAUCGAUAGAUACAUGGAGAAUAUGAGAUGUGUUGAUCCACAAAAUAUGGAAGCAAAUGAAGACAGAAUUGUAUUUGAGGCGGAAUGUCGAUGUCCAGUUUAUCACUCAUGCUAUCUCAAGGUCAUUAACGAGAUCUCAGACGGCAAUAGUAUCGUAGACAUGGCAACAGCCGAAAAACGUUACAUAUGUAAAUCAAAGAAGACGCUAGAGAUUGAGAAGAAGAAAAAUAACGAGGCGGCGAAUAUUGCCGCUUCCGGUUGAAAACCAUCUACUUAAAGCACAAAUAUGCACAUGCUUUAUCUAAAUUUAUUGAAAUAAAAUCCA